Penaeus monodon (black tiger shrimp) is the source of this 1635-nucleotide messenger RNA. RefSeq names its product carnitine O-palmitoyltransferase 1, liver isoform-like (gene whd). The record is from RefSeq and is a predicted model, not a curated record. Lineage: Eukaryota; Metazoa; Arthropoda; Malacostraca; Decapoda; Penaeidae. Gene Ontology annotation, molecular function: carnitine O-palmitoyltransferase activity. Gene Ontology annotation, cellular component: mitochondrion. Gene Ontology annotation, biological process: carnitine metabolic process; fatty acid metabolic process.
GAAAAAGAGAGAGAAAGUGUGUGUUUGUGUGUGUGAGACAUUCAGGAGCAUCCAUUUAACUGAUAAGACUGUGGACUCAUUCCAAUUGGGUCCUGUUCUGAGUUAACACCGGGCUCGGAGUUCAGCAGCAGGGAUGGCGGAGGCACACUCUGCUGUGGCAUUCUCGUUUGCCAUCACUCACGAGGGUGUUCACGUCAACUAUGAUCGGGAAGUGCUACACGUCAUCUGGCACUCAGGUGUGCGUUCAUGGAGACGCAGCAUCCGGCGUGUUGUGAACAGCGUACGAUGUGGCGUAUUCCCAGCAACUCUCUCUUCCCUGGCCCUCACUAUCACUGGCUACAAUGCCAUGUACCUCACAAGAGAUCUACACAAGUCAGAUAUAGAUCCAUCUUUUGGGUUGAUUGACCUUCUUAAAAGACAUAUUAAAUUAGAUGAGCCAGUGAAAGGCAUUGUUUGCUGUACAGUGUCAGGCUUUGCUGUUUGGUUUGGAGUAUUUAUUUUCAUGAAAUAUACUCUUAGAACCCUGUUCUUGUACAAAGGAUGGAUGUAUGAAGCAAGAGGAAAGGGACGGACUAUGAGUGUAGCUUCGCGAUUGUGGUUCCUUGCUGUCAAAAUGAUGACCAAGUUUUCACGGCCUAUGUUGUACUCUUAUCAAGGAUCCCUUCCUAGAUUGCCUCUGCCUGCCCUGGAUGACACCAUGAAGCGGUACUUGCGCAGUGUCAGGCCACUAAUGGAUGAUGAAAACUAUGAACGCAUGCAGAAUUUAGCACUCGAGUUUCAAAAGGGAAUUGGAAAGAAGCUUCAAAGGUACCUGUUACUGAAGUCCUGGUGGGCCACCAACUACGUCACUGACUGGUGGGAAGAGUUUGUGUACCUCCGAGGCCGGUCUCCAAUUAUGGUUAAUUCCAACUUUUAUGGCACUGAUGCAAUCCUCCUGCGUCCCACUCGUAUCCAGGCUGCACGUGCUGCCAAUGUCACCCAUGCUGCUUUCCUUUUCCGAAGACUGGUGGACCGACAACAGCUGCAACCAAUUAUGGUUCAGAACACUGUGCCUCUCUGCUCAUACCAGUAUGAGCGCACCUUUAACACCUCCCGCGUACCAGGCAUCCAGACUGACAAGAUUGUCCAUUAUGGGGAUUCAACUCACAUUGCUGUUUACCAUGCUGGACGAUUCUUCAAGAUGCCCUGCUACUACAAAGGGGCCCUUCUAACUCCUCGGGAACUUCAGAUCCAAUUUGAGCGUAUCCUUGCUGAAGAGAGUGUCCCAGAAAAGGGUGAAGCUUACCUAGGGGCACUGACGGCAGGAGAGCGAAAACCCUGGGCUGAGGCUCGAAUGAGGUUCUUCAGGAAGGGAGUUAAUGCUGCUUCAUUAGAUAUAAUUGAAAGGGCAGCUUUUGUGUUAGUGCUCGAGGAGGAGGAGUGUGAUUAUGAUGAGAAUGACCCAAGUCAGCUGGACAAGUUUGGACGCACCAUGCUUCACGGGAAAGGUUAUGACCGCUGGUAUGACAAGUCCUUCAACGUGAUUGUAAUGAAAAAUGGAAAGAUUGGUUUCAAUGCUGAACAUAGCUGGGCAGAUGCCCCUGUCAUGGGCCACCUCUGGGAGUACAUUAUGGUUGAAGAUAUCUUUGAGAAUGG